Helianthus annuus (common sunflower) is the source of this 930-nucleotide messenger RNA. RefSeq names its product leucine-rich repeat extensin-like protein 5. The coding region runs from base 1 to 930 and encodes 309 amino acids. NCBI's taxonomy places the organism in Eukaryota, Viridiplantae, Streptophyta, Magnoliopsida, Asterales, Asteraceae. The transcript is spliced from 4 exons. The record is from RefSeq and is a predicted model, not a curated record.
AUGGCGAUGGCGGAGGAGAGGGUAGAGAGAGAAGAGAGAGACAGAGGGGGUUUUGAGAGUGCAGAGGCGGUGGGUGGCAGUGAACGAUGUAGUGGCGGUAGGGUGGGUGUUGAUGGUGGCGGUGGAUCAAUCAUGCCGCCAAGAUUUAGAAGGGGAAGAGGAAAGGCUCCAGUCACAGGCCACGACCACGAAGCCGGGCCAUCAUAUAGACGAACCCCAUCAAUCACAAUGAGUACCAGUCCGCGUGAGCAUUGGAGGACUUACCAGGCGAGAUUCGCCCAGUAUGACUGGGUGUUUACCCCUUCGUACCACACCUCGCCUCACCACCAGCAGCAGCAGGAUCCUUCCGGGGAUUCUUGUUUUGUCGCGGUCACCCCACCGCCACCACCACCAGUUCAGCAACCGCCUCCGGUGCCACCGAGGCAACGAAGAUCAAACGCACGGAUAUCCGUGCGAGGAGGAGUGCGUAUCAGCACCCCUCAACCAUCAAGUGGCAGUCAUUACCCGCCACUCCAUGAAGACCCGCAGAUGGGUGGGCCUUCAAACCCCGUCUCGGAAGUAGACUCUGCGCCUGUCGCACCACCGUUGGGUUUUGGUAACCCAAUUCCUGCAUACGCCGGUUCAGCAGCGUACAACCCAUUUGAGCAACCGGCCCACACCAACUACAAUUAUGCUGAGGUUGACCCAUACCAGGCAGCAUGGGAUUACAAUGCUCUUCACCCUGAAGGGCCUUAUGGAGCUCCUUGGGGAGUUGGAUACCCAGCUUAUGGGUACCAACAACCGCCACCUCCUCAACCUCUACAUCAGCAGCCGCCGCAGUCGCAAUUGAUACCACCAGAACGCCAACAGGAGGUUCUUGAUAGGUUGAGCGGGAAGUUCAAGCAGAACGCAGGAACAACCAAGGCUUCUUCAAAGGUUUGGCAAGCCUAA